Molecule: messenger RNA, 1629 nt
Organism: Lolium perenne
Lineage: Eukaryota; Viridiplantae; Streptophyta; Magnoliopsida; Poales; Poaceae
Source: RefSeq, a predicted model, not a curated record
AUGCAGUCCCCGGGCUCCUCCCUCUCCUCCGGCAGCAACCCCUUUGCCGGCCCGGACAUGGCUCUCAUCCGCGACCUCAACAUCGCCGAUCGCGUCCCGGUAACCCUCAGCCAGACCUCCGCGUCCUACUCUCCUUGGAAGCGGUACUUCUCUCUCGUUUUUCGCGAGUUCCUCCUUCACAGCCAUGUCGACGGCUCCGUGGACUCCAAGCUCAUGGUCAACGACGAGGAGUGGAUGAUCAUCGACGCCACCAUCAUUCGCUGGUUCUACCUCACCAUCUCCACCGACCUCUUCCACACGGUGGUGGCCGACGAGGACGACGCCCGCGCCGUCUGGCUCAAGCUCAACGGUCUCUUCACCGACAACAAGCUCCAGCGCAAGGUCCUCCUCCAUGGCGAGUUCUACGGGUGCCACCAGCUCGACUCCUCCAUCGACGACUACUGCAUGCGCCUCAAGAAGAUUGCGGACGAGCUUCGCGAUCUCGGCGAGCCCAUCGGCGACGAGCUCCUCAUCACCACCUUCACCGCCGGCCUGCACGAGGACUACGGCAACGCCGCCUCCAACCUCACCCUGCUCCCGGACCCCACCUUUCCCAAGGUCGUGGCGUACCUCAAGCUUGAGGAGCGUCGGGCUGCGGAUGGUGCGGUCCCGUGCGACGCACACCGCCCUCGUCACCGGCACCCGCGCCGGCCCUGCGCCCCCGCUGCUCGCCCUCCGCCGCCCGGCUUUCCUCACCCGCCGGCCUACCAGCCGGUGCCGCCUCCACCGCAGCCGGCCCCACCCGCCAACAACAACAAUCGCCGCCGUGGGGUCGUCGCGGCGGCCGCCAGCAGCAGCAGCAGCCUCAGGCGCAGCAACCGCCCACGGGCGGCGCUGCCCAACCCCUGGACCGGCGUCGUGCAUGCCUACACCAUGCCGGUCCCCCGCGCGCCUGCCCCCGGCGUCCUUGGCCCGCGGCCACCCUCCCACCAGGCGUACUUCGCCGCGCCGCAGCCGUACAUGCCGCCCUACGGAUGGGUAGGACAGCCGUCGCAGCCAGGCGGGCUGCCACCGCUGCCCCCGAUGCCGCCUGCGCCUUGGGAUCCGGCCCUCCUCGCCGCGCUGCACGCCGCUCCGACUCCGACCACCUACGCUGGCGGUGGCGACUGGCACAUGGACACGGGCGCCUCUGCUCAUAUGGCUGCCCACCCCGGUACUCUUCAUACCUCCCGCCCCGUCACCACUUCUACUCGCAUUACCGUCGGCAAUGGUACCCGCCGCCUCUUCCUCGCCGCCGGUACUCGCUUCGCCGUCCACCACGGACGGUCCUGGACGGUCCAGCCUUGGGCCGCCCCCUGGCUUUGGCGCUGCAUGCGCCUCGGGACGUGCUGCGACCCUCCCUGGUCGCGCCCCCUCGCCGCCCGGCUGCUCGCCGUCCGACUCCGACUCGGAGUUCGCCCCGUCGCCUGCUGCACCGCCCACGGCGUCGCCCGCCACCUCGGCCCCUGGCGCGGCCGCUGCCCCGCCUUCGGCGUCGCCCGCCUCUUCGGCCCCUGGUGUGGCCGGAGCCCCUGCCGCGACGGUUCCCACCGUCGCCCCUACGACGCGGUCUCGGACCGGUACCCACCGCCCGAGCCUGAGAUACUCUAG